This is a messenger RNA of Pseudoliparis swirei, 216 nucleotides long. Its product is annotated as sperm protamine P1-like. Lineage: Eukaryota; Metazoa; Chordata; Actinopteri; Perciformes; Liparidae. The transcript is spliced from 3 exons. The record is from RefSeq and is a predicted model, not a curated record. The annotation marks the transcript as partial.
GGGAAAGAAAAAGGGAAAGACAAGGGAAAGGGGGAAAAAGGGGAAAGAAAAAGGGAAAGGGGAAAAAUGAAAGGGGAAAAAGGGAAAGGGGAACGAAAGGAAAAAACCCGGAAAGAAAAAGGGAAAGGGGAAAAAAUGAAGGAGACAAAACAUGGGAAAGGGGACAGGAAGGAGACAGGAAAAGAAGGAGACAAAAAGGGGGACAUUAAGGAAAAA